Molecule: messenger RNA, 3776 nt
Organism: Hemiscyllium ocellatum (epaulette shark)
Lineage: Eukaryota; Metazoa; Chordata; Chondrichthyes; Orectolobiformes; Hemiscylliidae
Product: receptor expression-enhancing protein 1-like
Exons: 8
Coding region: 662-1489 (275 amino acids)
Biological process (GO): endoplasmic reticulum tubular network organization
Cellular component (GO): cytoplasmic microtubule; endoplasmic reticulum membrane; endoplasmic reticulum tubular network
Molecular function (GO): microtubule binding
Source: RefSeq, a predicted model, not a curated record
CAAAGCCGGAAAGCCGCGGAGGACACCUGGCCGGAGGGGGGCGCGAGCGGGGUCAAUCAGAGGAGUGCGCACGCGUAGACCGAGGCGUCCGCGCGACGAAAGCGGACCGUUUCGAGUCCCCCUCAACCGCCGCUUGCACCUGUGCCGCGCCCCCGCCCAACCCUGGGUUGGAGAAAGCGGACUGGAUUGAGGGCCCCUUGUUAACCUCGGUGAGGAGAGGUCGCACGCAAGUGCAUCCCCCCCCCUCCCCUGCAAUUUUCAAGAGGCGGGAAAACCGAGGAAGAGACCGUUCACCUUCGUUGCUACGGCCUCCCGCCCACCGCACGACAGCGGGGGGCGGGGCGAAACAUCCGCCGAGGGCAGUUCAACUCACAAGAGAAGGCGAACCGAGCGCGGUGACGGGUGAUAGCGAGCGGACCGAUCGGCGGAGAAGAAAAGCAGCAGUCCCGUCGGGAUCCUCCUCUGUCCCCGGGCACGCUCGAAGCGGAGCGGCGAGGGACAGCGCGCGCGGGCGCGCUCUCGCGGUGGGGUUGGUGGGGUUGGAGGGAGGGGAGCAGUUGGACUCUUCCGGAAGCGCCGGCGCGACUGCGCGUGCGGCCCGCCAACGGUCGCCGGCGGCGGUUUGAAUUCCUGAACGUUCGGAGGGCGAGCUCCUGCCAACAUGGUGUCGUGGCUCAUCUCCAGGCUGGUCGUGCUUACAUUUGGUACUUUGUAUCCUGCCUAUACAUCUUACAAAGCUGUGAAGACAAAAAAUGUGAAGGAAUAUGUCCGAUGGAUGAUGUAUUGGAUUGUGUUUGCUAUCUUCACGACCAUAGAAACUUUCACGGACAUUUUCAUUUCCUGGUUCCCCUUCUAUUAUGAAAUGAAAAUUGCCUUUGUUGUUUGGCUUUUGUCCCCAUACACCAGGGGUGCCAGCAUGAUGUACAGGAAGUUUAUUCAUCCCACACUGUCUUCGAAGGAGAAGGAAAUUGAUUGCUACAUCACUCAAGCCAAGGAGCGUGGUUAUGAAACAAUGGUCAAUUUUGGCAGGCAAGGACUUAACAUGGCAGCCAAUGCUGCUGCAAAUGCUGCUGUGAAGAGUCAGGGAGCUAUCGCUGGCCGCUUGCGUAGUUUUAGCAUGCAAGAUUUAACAAGCAUUCCGGGUGAUGAGCCAGUACAUGACAGAGACCCUCUUUAUCCUGAGGAUGAGCUGAUGGGAAGGAAACCAUUCUCUGCUGCACAGCUAGAAUGUGCUUCAACACAACCUGUAUCAGCAUGCAAUGAUCAAUAUAUUGACAGCGAUUCUCAUGAUGACUACAAGUCUGAUGGGGAAGCAGAAAACCAGAAAAGUUCUUUGCGUCGCCUUGAAGUACCAAAGAUCAAACGAAGUAGACGAGUGCAGGGUCAACAAAUGUCCCGAAAAAAAGUGCUGGGAAAAGAGGGUGUGGUAAAACCAGUGAAGGUUAGACCAAAGAAGAAGGCUGUGCAAUCGAAUUUUGACACUUUAUGAAUUCCAGAAAACCACUUUUUUUUUUCAAUUCCUCAGAAACGUAGAGCUCGUGGGUGAAGGUGACUGCUAUUUUUAUUCACUGGCAAUUUUCAAAUGGCCAAAUGUUCUAAUCUUCUGAAACAGGGUAACAUCUUUGUAAUCUUGUUGUGUGCCCUGUUUUUAAAAUGUGCUCUGUAAAGGCCAGUGCCAAACACUGGAUCAGAAAUAAUGUCCAAAAAUACGUGUUCAACCAAAGAGUGUAGAGGCAUGGACUGUACUUGUGUCAACAAAUUCGUGUCAAGGGAAAUGCUGUGUAUUUUUAAAACUCUUUCUUGCCACAUGAGUGUGUGUAGUGGAUGGUUCUGAGGGAGUCUGGAACUCCCUUUUUUUCAUAUUUUUUUUUAAAAAAGUGCUCCAUGCAUUGUUGUUAGUGGCAACUGAAGUAUAAAAUGUGACAGUAAGGAGCUUGCAUGGACUUGUGUUUUUACUAAUGUCAAGGUAUGUUCUGUGGCUCCUAAUUUAUUGGCACCUAAUGACCCAUGUAUUGUGAGGAAUUGAUUUGUUGAAGAGUUAAAAUUGUAAUGCAUAAUAUCACAGCCUUGCGGGACAAAUCUCCUUCAGGUAGUUUAAGUAUGAAUGUGGAAAAUGGUAAUUUGGUGAAAAUGCUCUGCUGUAUCUCAGUCAAAAGUGUGAAUUUGAGUCUGUACGUUUGACUCAGAGAAUGGAAUGUUAUGCGGUUGUGAUGAAAUGUAUUAAUGUCACCAGUCCAGCAUUUGGGACUUCAUGGACUGAACAGCAGAAGCUCAGAGUGAGGCUUUUACUGCAAGUAAAUCUAGCAUAAAAACUUAACAGCCCUGGUCUUCUUCCCAUGUGUGUGACAUAAAUUUUGAAAGAAUACAUGUUUAGUUUAAUGAUUGAAUGUCACCAUCAAUUCUUGCAAAUAACUACUGGUCAUUGUAUUCGGUGACCAUAGGGUGUCCUUGACAAGAGACAUGAAGUUGCAGUCUUGCUGUUAACAAUACACUCAAGAACUGAUUUGGAGUAACAGCAUUAUUAAGAAGGAUUGAUCCAACAUCAGCUGCAUAACUUGGGUUGAGCAGUUUGGUGCUUUGAUGUUGAAGUGGCUGUGUGGUUUCAGUUCAAGCUGAACAUAAAAGUGGACUCAAGUUGGCCAAGUUCCCAUGAUUGGUGUUUUCCUCUGCUUCACUGGACCUUCCCCAAUUCCAAAAACAUUUAAGUAAGGAGAACUGUGCGUCUACCUUGUCCAUGAAUGGUUUGUUCCUAUUUGUUGAGAAUCUGGCUGCUUCCAGUGGUUGAAGGUUGUCAUCUACUUUGGGUUGUUUAGAUGUUUGCUGUGACUUGCAUUCCACUAGGUCAUUGAGUUUUCCUUAAUUUCUGUCUAAAACAAAAGCAUUUGUUCAUACAGAAAUACUCUUGGAGCUUGGGGGUAAAAAAGUCCCAUACACUGUAAAAGCUGCAAGUCUCAUUAUGAUCCUGUGUACAAGGAGGAUGUGCUUCUUUUUCCAACAUUGUGUGAUGGGCUUAAAUUCUUUCAAGUUCCCAUUCUCAAGUGUGAUUGCUAGGUUUUUAUUGUCCAUUGUACCAUGUCUGUGAAUAAAUUUUCAGGUGUCAUUUCAGUUCUAAUGCUUUGAUGUUUAACACUUUUAUAUUUCUCAUUUGUGUGAAUGGAAAUGUGCACUGUGCAAAAUAAUUACUACUGAGAAAUAAGCCAUUCAUGCUUGCACAUGCGUGCACAUACAAUGUAAAUGUCAUUUUGACAAAUUAGAAAUUUGCAACUAAUAUUGAACAAACCUGACAUUGAAAUCAUAGCCUUGGAUCAUUUGGCACUUGGCUUAUGUUCUGCAACAUCUGGCCCCAUGCAACCACUUCGACACAAUGUGAAGUUAGCACAUUGCAGCAGGUAACUCUGUGCAAUUAGGUGCAUUAACUCUGUUCAGCACAUGGUCCCAUGGUUCCUUUCUUCUGUAUUUAAAAAGUUGACGAGAGGACAAUAGUUGUUUACAUGAUGCCAUUUUUGGCUUGGAUUUGAUCUGUUGUCUUAAAAAUAAUUUGAAUAAAUGUACCUGUUUUAAACUGGCCCAAACCUUGGUGAGGUUAUCAAAACAGGAGUCAUUUAAGUACAAUUUGGAGUACAAGUGGUGUCCAGCACUUCUCAUUUAAAUUAUGCUUGAUGAAAUGUCAGUUUGAAUCAGCCUGUUAACACCACCUUAGGUUUUUUUCUAUCUUGUUUGUUUAUGCUUUUACAAGGAAGUCUGUAUUGAGUUUCUUCUUCGCAAUAAAUCUUUUG